This is a messenger RNA of Misgurnus anguillicaudatus (oriental weatherfish), 2421 nucleotides long. Lineage: Eukaryota; Metazoa; Chordata; Actinopteri; Cypriniformes; Cobitidae. The record is from RefSeq and is a predicted model, not a curated record.
CUGCACUACUUGCCACAUGUACAGUUUAGCUUCUUCCGUCAGCACAGAGGGGUUUACAAGUGCUAAGUGUAUUGAAGUAGUAAGGCUGACGGAGAAGGUUGCAGAUCUAGAAGCGCGCAUCCGAACGCUAGUUGAGGACAGUAAGACCGCUGAUGUUAAUGUUACAAACACUGUUUCGGGUGCGCCUAGUGCUAAGCGUACUACACAUGGCUCGGUUCCGACUUCAGAGUCAAGGCGGCUGACUAACUGGGUGACUGUCAGGCGGCGUAGUCACGUACGGCACCCAACUAGUGCUCCUGUAGUAAUAUCAAACAGAUUUUCUCCACUUAGCAAUACACCGGCUGAGACGUCUGUUAAAGGUGCCCUGGUUAUUAGAGAUUCAAUUCUCAAGAACGUUAACAUUGAGGCACCAGCCACCAUAGUUGACUGUAUACCGGGAGCCAGAUCGUCAGACAUUAGAUCCAAACUUAAAGUGCUGGCUAAUGCUAAGCGUAAGUUUUCUAAAAUUGUCAUUCAUGCCGGUGCAAAUGACACCAGACUUCGCCAGUCGGAGAUCACCAAAGAUACUAUUAAAGAGGUGUGUGAAAUUGCAAAAACAAUGUCAGAUAAUGUUAUAUGCUCUGGUCCCCUCCCUGCCUACCGGGGUGAUGAAACUUAUAGCAGAUUAGUGUAUCUUCACCACUGGAUGUCAAAAUGGUGCCCUCAGCAUAACGUAGGGUUUAUAGACAAUUGGAAGAAUUUCAGGGGGAGACCUGACCUGCUAAAGAGAGAUGGCCUUCAUCCGUCAUCGGAAGGAAAUGCUAUACUUUCUAGAAAUCUGACUAAUACUCUUACUUCUAAUACAGUCUGACUACCCAGUGCCCAGGUCAGGAAACAGACAGAUCGGCUUACCCGUCCGUCUGUUAGCUGCCCUGACAUGUCAAGAUCACAUAUAUCCCAGCACUUAGAGUCUAUCUUACCAGAGUAUCAACACAUUUCAACUGUGUCCGUUCCUCGAACAAACAAAUACAGAGCACCGUUUACCUCGUCUCAUACAAAUCUUACUAACAUAAAAUUAGAAAACAAUACAUUUACAGAUGAACCUCAAAUGUUAAAAUUCGGCCUUCUUAACAUUAGAUCGCUUACCAAUAAAGAACCCAUUGUCAAUGAAAUAAUUACUGACCAAAACUUAGAUGCACUCUGGCUUAGAGCAGACGAUUACAUAAGUUUAAACGAAUCCACCCCACAAGUUAAGUUACAGUUUUUCUCAAUUGCUUAAACACUAAAACCCAUUGGCUGAACAAAGUUAUCAGUUGCCUGAACUCAUUUAUCUAAUUGUGGAGUCUGUUGUCAAUACCUCAAACCAUUUCACAUCAUAAAACACAAUUUGCAGAUUUCACUUAGACUUUUUAGCAAAACUCCAAACACAUACUCAUUCUCAAAGCACAAUCUGCACUAUAUAUGCACAUGUCAUGCAUACUGCUAAACACAAGCAGCAACAAUCAAAUACAAAUGUCAUCACCAGGGGCGGAGCGGGGGGGUGGCUUUUGGAGCUCGAGCCCCGAAUGUUUUGUCAAAAGCCCCGAAUCUUUUCAGAUCUGUAAAAUGAAUUCAUUCAGGACGCUAGGUGGUGGCACUCAGCUUUAAUUCUCCGCUCCCCCACUCAACUGAAAAUGAAUAAGAGAUGCGUGUUGAAGGCAAAAUAACAUUCUGAAUCUCCCCACAGUAAACGCAUUUUCAAAGUGUCUUUAUUAUUACAGUGCCUUUGUUAUUACUGUAAGUGUAUAUUUAUAGUUAUGUGAUGUAAAUACUGUUAAAUAGCGUCAACUGAUAUAUUAUCUGCAUGGCUAACGUCUAACUUACUGUGGUGCUCUGGUCUAGUCUGCCUCAUUGGUCAUUGGUAACGUUGUAUUUAAAGUACAUUUAAUAACAGUGAAUUAAAACUACUUUGAAAAAACUUGCUCAUUGUUGCAUAUAUACUUUUUUAUAGAUGGAUAUACGAUUUAUAUUUUUAAAGACUUCAGAAGUAAGAAGGUGAGAAAGUAUAUAGUUAGUUAGGUAUGUUUUGUCCAUAUGCAUUUGAAAUUCGCAAUGAUUUUACCUCAGAAAUACAUUGAUAGACAGUUAUAAAAUGUGAAUCCCCAAUCUCUUACAUUAAAAUAUCCUUAUGUGUGAUAACUGUCAGUGCAAAUAGGAAGAGAGGAGGUUGGAGAGAGAUCACAGACAGACAGAUAGACAGAAAGAGAGAAAGAGAGAGAAACGCUUCCAUAAGCAGGUGAGAAAUUGUUUUGUCAAUGAAGUCAAAAAUUGUUAUUCUUAUGUAGCUUUAUAGUUACUGGAUUAGCCUUCAGCAAACAUGAUUGCCUAUUUUUGGAUAAGAGAAGUUAAAGUAUCAUUGUCAAAAUUUGUUAUGUUGCAGUUUCAAAAUGACAAUACCAGUGU